Messenger RNA from Aspergillus wentii DTO 134E9, 250 nucleotides. RefSeq lists its product as uncharacterized. The transcript has a single exon. The coding region runs from base 13 to 174 and encodes 53 amino acids. The record is from RefSeq and is a predicted model, not a curated record. NCBI's taxonomy places the organism in Eukaryota, Fungi, Ascomycota, Eurotiomycetes, Eurotiales, Aspergillaceae.
GCUCUGCAUGCUAUGCUCUCUCCCCUCACUUAUGGAGUACGUGUAGAUCAUAUGUGGCAGUGGACUGUACAUACACAAGUGACACAUACGGUGAGACUGAAAAACAAGUGGCGUACUGCCUAUGCCAUCCUGUGUAUGCUAUGUAUGUAUCUCUACCAGCUAGCUAGCUACUAGCUACAUCCAACAUAGGUACCAUCGACCAAGCCACCCCGUGGAAUCAACCAAACACGGUGUGGAAACAAAUUCCACU